AUGGAUGAUAACUUUCCAUGCGGUAACUUGUGCUUUAGAUCUGAUGCAGUAGAGAAAGUAGAGCUGUCAGUUAUCUCUGACGAUCCUGUAGUAGCAGCAGAAUCCGCCGAAAUACCAUCGUAUUGCGAUGAAGUUCAACUGCCUAAAGCAGACCCGAGAAACGAAGAGUCCGAGCUGCCGGAGCAAGCUGAUAAACCUGUUCAACUAAUGUUUUCAUGCCCAGGCGACAAACCUCUGUUGACGAAGUCAUGUCGCCCGCAGGAAGAGACAGUUGAGCUGGUGAAUGAGCAUCAGAGAAUGAAAAGGUUGGAAAGGGAAGGAUCGGAUUUUCCAAAAGAGGGCUCACGACAAUGUCGCUUACCACCUUUUGAAGAUGAGCCUAUUCGGAGAUCCAGUCCAUAUCGGUAAGCGGAACCUAUAAUACGGUAACAGAGCAAAUAUGAUUUUGUCGAAGAUUCUGAAAACUUGGCCACUUCACACAUGCGUAUGUGCUCUCUACGACUGCUACUGCAAAUCCCACGGGCCUCCUAAUUUACAUAUAUAAGUUCAUUAUCAUCGUCCCGAAAUAUGCAAGGAAUUUCUUGCACCACUACCAACUACGAAACAAAAAUGAAAAUGAAGUUCGUUCAUUCAGUACAUCAUCCCUUUCAAACAUUCUCUUUCGAAUUAUAACGCAUUGCUUUCGGUACGACUACUUGCAUUUGGCAUUAUCAAUUCACACUUCUUCUCCAGUAGUCAAACAUGAACCUGCCCUUAAGCCAGUGAUAAGUAGGAUCAAAUGAGGUUCAACUUAGUUGAAUCUGGCCUUAAUUUUGUGUUUAUUUUCAUUUGGUCAAUUACCUUUUAGCUUUUUAGAAAAUAUACGACAUUUUUGAAAAACAUGUUUCGACAGUUCCUCUGUCAUCUUUAGUUCUGAUUUAUACAAAUGUCAAAGUUGAAUUUAAAGUGUAUAACAAAAUGCUCAUUGGAAAAAAACAGACAAUAGAAACAGAACAAUGUAUGCAAUUACAAGGAAAGUUUUAAAUUAUCAUGAUAAAGUUGAUGAUUAAGUGAAUAGCUUCUUUGAUUUUAAGUUGGAGAGUCGUGGAAACGUGAUCUAAGAUGCUAAAACACUCAUCAGAACACACAGUGCGACAUUGUUGAGAAUUUUGUAAAUGCCUGAAAACGUCAGAGUUCCUAUCACUGACCAAUUGCUCACGCACACGUGAUAAAUGCCAGGAUUACAGCCUGCACAUAAAAACUUUUUAACCACACACGUACGGAGCCCACGAGGGAUAGAGUAUUUCACAACAAACAUAUUACCUAUUUUUAAAGAUGAAAAAACCAACUUAAUAUCUAUGUUAUUACAAUAACGCCUUGCGAAGUCGCGAACCCUUUUUUAACAGUAACAACAGAAAAAGUGCCAAUGUAAGGUAAUUUGAGGUAAAUAAGUAGUGUCUGAAACUGAAACCAGGGGAUUGCACUCAUUACGGGUCAGCAUGCGGUACCGAUUGACAACCCUUUCAACCAGGUGGGCUGGAAAAAGAUUCUUUUUAAGGAUUUCAGAAAGUUUCAAGAAAUAUCGUGACAUAUCUGCUGCUAUUCAGACCUUUUAGCCCUAACCUUCUAAUGAUGAGGCAACCUUUGAAGCCUGAGCGAGAGCCAUUACCAGGUAUAGCUGCCGCGGCUUGUAGAACUGGCGCUGAUAAGGAUCUGGUCAAGGGGGAUAUUCCUGUUGGUUCUGGUAAGUAAGAUCACAGAAAGUGUUUCAGUACCGGUUCAUGAUAACGUGUCUUAAUUCAUAAUUGGUGAACCUGUUAGAGACGUUUGUUGAUUUAGUUUGUUUCUUUUGAGGGUAACAGAAAAUGCCUUAACUAUUAAUCACAUUUUGGUUUGGGUAUUGAGAGAAAUUUUCGUGAGAAGCUUUCUUGGAUCGCAACUGGCACACUUGUAUAUUUAAUUUUAAAGCCAUGCUCAGCAUAUUGCAUUGUGGAUCUAUACCUCGCAAGGUUUUUGUGGUAAAUGGAAGCAUUUUGGCUCUCCACUGAAUGUGUUGGAAUCAAAACCAGGAAAAUCCCUGCACACGGUUUUUUUAGGUUAACAAAAAAAAGAAAUAUAGUCAUAUCGAGUCCUUACAAAACAUCUUUUUCCUUUGCCACGUGUAUCCAAAGAGUAAAUUAACGGCUUCUCAGACUCUUUGUUCGAGUCCAAGCUCACCAAGAAGGUAAUCUACCAUCUCCUCGUCAAUUUCAUUCUAUUUUUUUCUCAGCGAAGGAAUAUCUUCUUCUUGCAAGCAACAACUAAUCAUAAUUGUAGGGUGAACUCACUAGGCUGUGCAGGAGUGAUCGGCCAUUGCCAGUGAUCUAUAAGAGACCGGAUGCAUGGCUUACCUCAGAUAAGCUAUUUCGUCUCUGCAAACUUGGAAAGGGUCUCGAAAAAAAUCUUGCAUCAGCUAUUUAGCAACCAAAGUAAUAUGAGAAAUUUUUGAAAUCUUCCAAGAUAUCAUCGCACCACGGGGAUUCUGCCAAGGGAAUAUUUCCCUUUUAGAGUUAGUAUGCGCUUUUUUUAAGAUCUCUACGAUCACCAUACCCCAUGCGUUGUGGGCUCAUCGUUAUCUGAGGCGCAAUUAUGUAUGGGCUUAAAUUGGUAACACUGUGUGCGACAAACGGAUAAGAAAAUUUGGGAUGAGGAUCUUUACCGUUCUCUCGAUUUGGAACUUGUCCAGCUGGCGCGGCGCAAUUUCUUCUUUCAUUUUGAAAUAGAAACGGAAAAGGAAAACUUGCCUGAGAAAAUAGCCUGAUCGAAUACAAUUUUAUCUUGAUAAUUUUUGUUUCUGGGUCUAAUUUUAAUAUAUACCGUCUAUUUAUAGAAUCCGAGGACGAACAUGAAGGUAUCGACGACUCAAGUGAUUCAGCUCAACAUCAAAGUAAGUGGAAGAGAGCAUUAAGGAAGACGAAUCCAAUAUAGUUACAUGUAAUUGUGUAGUUUAAUCAUCCAGGUGAGAGUAAUCCUGAAAAGGACUGUUGUCAGUGGUGGUGACUGACGUUUCGAAAAUCUGAGCGGAAGUCAUCAUUUGAAUUAAAUAAUAAUUGUUGUAAGUCGAAUGUGUAUAAACUGAUUGGUCAGUUUUGCCGUGAUAUUAUUGGCUGUAAGAAUCAACUGGCGUUGGUCGGUCGUGAUUGGUCGGUCUUGAUCCGUCGGUAAAGUUAGGUUGUUCUGUUGGGUUCUUUUGUAACGUUAAUGUCGUGAAUGAAUCGCUUGCAUGAUGCCGGUAGUGUUUGACACCUGUUGGGAGGGUCUGUUUUUAGUUGUUAGACCAGCUUUUCAGAGUCAGUCGUUGAAAGUAGUUUGUGCAGUCGGUUACGCAUUGCGUAGAAUCCCAGUCAAUAGUGUGGUUCCUAAGUCGAUGAUGUUCAGCAAUAUGAUUGGUGAUAUCACCUUUCCUCUUCGCUCGCUUGUAUUCAGUCAGUCUUGUUGUGAAAUUUCUGCCAGUCUCUUCGAUGUAAGAGGCGUGGCAAUUGAUCUCAUAAACUGCUCCCUGUCUAUUCCUUGGUUCAUCUUUGUCUUUAACUUUGUCAGUAACUGACGUAGUGUAGAGAUGGGUCUGUGAGCUACGCGGAUAUCGAAGGGUUGUAGGAUGCGCGAGAUGUUCUCAGAUAUGCCUAAGUCGCUUUAGUCAUAGGGGUUACGGUGUCCUUAGCUUCGGUAGUUGUAAUAGGUCGAUGAAUGUUUCGUCGGAUGAAGUCUUCGAUAUAGUUGUUCUUUCAAAAAACACGGUCAAGGUACUUGUUUUCGUCGGAUAAGCUGUCUGUCGUGUUGCAUACUAGUUGCGCUCAUCGCGUUAGAAUCCUGAUAGUUGUGGCUUUUUGUGAUGUCGGGUUUUAAGAUGACUCGUCCAGUAACUUGUCGAUAUGUGUCGGUUUCCUGUAAACUGUCGUUCGUAAUGAAAUAUCAUCAUAGUUCCGGCCAGGAUUAAACUUAAGUCACCGUUGAACACACAGGAGGCCGUCCAGAUCGUCAGAGCCACCUGAAGACGAUUGCUCAAAGCGCGGAUAAAUGAUUGCCACAGAAGACUCAAGCGCUACGAAAACAAACACAACUACACGACGAAUUGAAACAUCUGAUACCUAUUGACUUACUUGACACUGUUACGACUAUUGCCGACAAACGAGCCAACAAGACGACUGAAUGUUCCCAUACUGGACAUCAACAGGCGACUUUGUCUCGGCAACGGGAGCUAUCUGAACCGACUAAGGAUAACAUCAGAAGUAGAAUUGCUUCCACCGUACAAUCAGCGUCACUACAUGACAGCAACUUGACUAAAGACCAACGAGAUGCACUGAAACGACUAAAAAACAAUGAUAAAUGGAAUUUAAACUGUGGUUGGUUUUGAACUGAAGAUGUUCAUACUUGUGAAUCAUUCUUACUUAAGUAUGACUGUUUUACAGAAACUGAAGAGGAACUCGAUGAUGCUCUGCGUAAAGGAGAUUUCGACGAUAUUAACCAGAAAGUGACUCCAGAAACCCUAUCACGCUGUAAAAGUAAUACCUUACUCAAAGCUUUUCAGGUUGGUAUUAUAGCUUGAUCUUAACAUAUUUUACCGACACAUGUUGGUAAUUAUCUAAACAUAUUUUACCGACACACGCGCUCGUCAGACGGAACAAAGUUCCGUCUGACGAGCGCUUAGGCGCGAAACUCAGAGUCACAGAGAAUAUAUAUAUAUAUAUAUAUAUAUAUAUAUAUAUUCCUAAUCAUUUGCCGACCUGAAUUAUCAUCUCUUAACAAACGUACUGAAUUCGUGUCUUCAUGCCGUCACAGAGACAAAGCGUUGCCGCGUAAUAGCUGAAAAAAACAUCUAAAGUUACCGCCACAUUUGUUAUGCAAAUUUUAUCAUAUAACUACGAUGGUUACAAUAUUGCCAUUAAAAUCCCCCAAAGAGUGAUCUAAUCACGAAACAGGCUUGUCAAGAAAAAGCGUACUCUCUUUCUUUUUCCCUAACUUAAUUCAUAUAUAUACAUAGUGGAUCCUCACCAGUUUAUCUAGUUCGAGUCCUCUGGCAUGGCUUGGAUGAUACCAAAAUCGUGGGAUCAUUCGGGGUAGCUUAGUGCCUACACCUCCUUCCUAGCAAAUUAAUGUUUGGACGGAAGCUGCGCGGUAUAUUCCCGGAAGUGAAAAGAAAAACAGAUUAUCCGGACGACGACAAAAUACAGAAGCGUGACAGAGAGUAAAAAGACAAUAUGAAGACAUCCGCUGGCAAAAGAAGACGCACAUCGUUGAAAAGAACGAAAAGAACGGCUUAAAGCCUAUAUAUGAUCCAGUUCCGAUGGUUGUCACUGGGAUCAAAGGGGAUAUGCUCACUGCUAAGAGCAGGAGAAGGAUUCGACGAAGAAACUACGCCCAAUGGUAACUUCUUAAAAACGGGUGCAGGCAACUCAUUGCACGUGGCGAGUCAGAUGACGAGGAAGUGUUCGAUACGGAUGUACCCCCUGGCUAAAUGUUUUGGCAGUUUUCCGGCUAACGAUUUUAAACCACACUGAGACCCUAAUAUUGCAUGCAUGUAGCCGCGUAAACCGUGCGACACAAUCAAUGACACUAACAAAUGAAGCUCAAUAAAGUAUUGGUUAUCGAGACUUUGUUGUAAAAACUCUCUUGUCAUUCUCAACAACUUGAGGCUGGGAGGAGUUCAGAAACAUUAUCAAUGAUUUUAAUAGAGCCGUUUGAUUAACGUAAUAACUGUAAUUUAUUUUCUCCCACAGGUCAACAAAGCACUCCGAGAUUUAGCACAUGAUGCAAACUCGGAAAAAGAUGAUCUAGAGAUGCUGGAAAAAUCUAUAGAUGAGUUCACAUCAGCCUUGAUAGACCCUCUAAAAGCUGACCCCGACACCAGAAAAACAUUUCAAAGUUGUUUUGACUAUGUGAUUGGCAAGGCAAUCGACACAGAGCAGAAGAAGGUACAACACAAAUAAUAAAAAAAAGUUUCUAGUUAAUUUAUUAUACUCUACCCCCAUAGAAGAUUCUAGCGGGAAAGCUGCUGUAUAUCUAGGCAACUUGGUGACCAAAGCUCAAUAUAAUACCAUUCCAAAAAACAGAACGUCAUUUCAACGUCAUCCAUUGAAUUAACAGAGAAGCAGAAGAACUCCAGUGAAUACAACAUCCCAUGAGUUUGAGAGAGAUUUGUUGGAAGUUAAAUUUUUGAAGAAAAUUUGGGGUUUAAUCCCUGGGAUUUGAUGUGAGAGCUCUCGAAUCCCAAAUAUUAGGCGGGAGCCCAAACCACUUAAGGCUCUUGAAUAAAUUUUGAUAAACUAACAAUCUGAGAAAGUUAGAAAACAAACAAUCUGAGAAAUUUUGAAAGAAAUCGGUGAGAUGGCAUUCGUCAUGCCUACCCGGUUCUCUCGCAGACAGACUCUUAGCUGUUCUGACCUGCCGCGUUGCUUGACGUUGUAGAUGGUUUGAUCAAUAAAUGACGUGGUGCAAAAGUUAAAGAUUAAGAUUCUCUACAAUUCUCACCCUUGCUCGGGUAACUUGAUAGUUUUCCUACAUGCACAUUUCCCGAAUAGAUGUUACCAUGGGUCUGUUCUGUAACAGAUCAGAAGUGACGUCAAAAGUGGUAAGGACAAAAAAGUGCGGCACCAGGUGCACCCGAGUGUGUCACCGUUUUUUCGCGACGAUAUUAAAAAAAAAGAUUUAGUGUGACAUGAAACUCUCCUGUGAUAAAUCAUAUGUAAGAACUAAAGCAAAUUUUCAACUUGUUGCGUAAAGUAAUAUAAUGACGAUUUUUUUCGCAGUUCCUCUCUCAUCCGGUGGUGUAUAACUUGCUCAUCACUAAAUGGUACGGCUCCUUUUUCGAAAUGCGAAAAAAUUCAUGGUGGUCACGUAGACGCUGGGGAUACUUUUUUCUCAACCUUUGGACAGUGUUUGACAUCGUCUUAUUUCCCUUCCUCUUCGCCAUUUUCUUCGUUGUGCAUUUGAUAAAACAGGUCUUGAGGAAAGGAAGAGGUUUGUGAUAUAGUUUUUUAAAUGUCAUUUAAGUUGUUGACAUUUUACAGUAGAUGAUAAUGCGUUUUUACUUCGCUUAGCAAGCUCUUUGGUAAUCAAGGUUUGAGCCUGGAGGAGGGAAGGGUGAUAGCAUUGACGUAUCUUACUCCUGCCUCUUUAAAACUGCGUUACCACGUCAGUUUAGUCCUCCCAACUGACACAACACAGGAGUUCUAGCUGCAGCAAUGAAACGUUAAACUCUGUAAUUUAUGAAACAUUAUUAUUGAUCGCUAUCAAUUCCUCGCCAUGAUUUGUUGCGAGACCUUUCAAGCAUUACUUAAAAAAGUUCACCUUAAGUCAUCAAUUCGGCUUGAGUUCAAAAUUUUUAUUUAACAUGAGUUUUGGCCAAUUAUCAUUUAAGAGGGCUAGUUAUUUGUAUUUAUUUCCAUUGUGAGAUAAAGUUAAAAUUGGUCAGGGAUUAUUUGUAGGCCACCUAUUUAUUCCCAUUAGAUCAUAAAAGUCAUAGGAAUUGUUGUGACCGUUAUGUCGCCACUGGAACCAAGUCUUGAGAUUAGAUACCAUCAGCAACUAGGGAGUUGUUUAGAUGCAUAGUGUUUGUUGAUUUAUGUUUUUUUAACUCAUUGGUUUGAUGGGAUAGCAUCUUAUGCUUUCCUUAACUUGCAGAAACUGAAAUGUGUUUUGUUUUGACGCUGGACAAAGAUACGCUAAAAGAAGAAUUUGAUCUGAUCAAGAACACGAUGAGCUACAUCGUUCAGGAAUAUGGCUGCCAAUCAGCCAACUAUUGUGUGAUUUUACGUAAAAACAACGAAUUCAUCAACUUUGAAGAGAGGUGCUCCUAUAAGGCCACACUGAAAAAUAGGAUUUCCGAGUUAGAGCAGCCAAGCUCUCCUGCUCUACUCUUUGAAGAUCUCGAAACCGCUUGUCGUGCAUUCAAAAGCCCAAACGUUCGAAAAGAUGCUAAGAAGGUGAGGUAUAUGCACGCGCGACCGAUGUCCGCUGCUCUUUCGAGUUUGGUGAUUCAGCAAGGAAGAGUGGGUUUACUUUUUAACCAUUAGCUGGUUAUUGGGUCUUGGUAAGGUAACACUUGCGAUUGUAAGUUCGGUGACAGUUCUAUGGAGUAACACUGCAAAGGAAGGAGGAUACCUCCAAAAGUGUACUCACUCGGAACGGUUUUUGCACUCUAUCAUUUUAUUCGACCUGUGUUGCUUGUACUACCUGCAGCCAUAUGAAAAUUCAUAUUCAACUGUGAUUGAUUUCGAUUAUCGCAAGCAGCAUUGAUAUAUGUUUCAGACGGAAACAAUUAUAUUUGGUCUCAUUUUCUUCCUGAAACAUCUCCAGCUAUCAGUUGCGUAGAAAUAUUAAUUUAAUGGCGAGCCAGACAGAGAGAUUAAUAAUUUAGAAAAUACAUACAGGAUUCAAGACGUUCAAGAAAAUCUGCAAUAUAUAGAAGAAUCAGGUAAUGUUACAAGCAAUUGGAUUUUUUACGUCGAAAUUUUCUGGCAGUUCUUUUCUAAAAAAAAGAAAAACUGACGUAGUUUUCAAGAUUGGUGAGUUUCACGGUUCAUAAUUGACCAACAUCGUGAGUUUGGUGUUGAGAAUUACACUAAAUAUCACUUUUAAUCUUAGUUUGAUUUUUCAUCAGGUGGUCGUAUUUUUUCUGAAUUACACAUUGAAUAUGUCAAUGGAAAAAACUGAGAAGUUACAGCGCUUGGAAAAGGAUAUAAAGGAUAUGCAAGUUAACAUCGUUCCCGUCGGUAUUGGGGAGAACGCCAAAUUAUCAGAAUUAAAAAAGAUGGUAACUAAAGAUGGCACAGCACUUCACUUUGGAGAAUACGAGUCACACGAGACGUUAGGGAGAGCUGUCAUACAAGGUAACUUGGAGAGGUUUAACAUUUCCACAUCUCUCAGAAGAAUUAAUUUCCUAUUUUGUGUUGGAAAGAAAAAGAAAGUAUUAAAUCCCGUUGUUACAGCUCGAAUUAAAAAAGAGUUUUUUAUACGGUGAUGUAAUUUAAAGACUCUUACAUCUCCCUCCACUGCGCGGAAGUGUGCUUGGCUUUAUCAUUUCCAUAUUUCACUUUUCUUACAGGCAUCGAGGGAAAGGACAUUUAUGGUGAGGACGAGCCUAUUUGGCGUGUUUGGUAGCUAUAUAUCCAUAGACCGUUAAAGACUUUUUUCCAAUAAUUUUUGAAGAUUGUCAGCGCUCUUCGAGUACCAUUCUAAGCUAGCGUCUCACUCCUUGUCUUUCAGAGAAAUACAAGGAUUACUUUACGACUCCUUAUUUCGUCUUUUUUCGCGACACGCUGAGCUAUAUCACCCUCCUCAUUCUUCACUUCGCUCUUUGCCUUUCUCCUUCAACUGUUUCCUUCAGUCGACUAGAAUUGGUUUUAUCAGUUUUCUUCGUGGGACGCAUUUUUAUGGAGAUUAUGCAGUUUAUCAGUGCUAAAAAGAACGGAGUGAAAUCACACACAGAGAGGCGAAAUAGUGACGGAUACACCUACCGAUUAUGUUCACCUGAGGAUCCACAAGUAAACGAAACAGGAAAUGACAGCAUUUUACGAAAGACUUUCAUUCGUUACUUCAGGUAUUUCAUUUUCUGAUCGAUUUAUUUUACUUUUGGAGAAUAUUAGAUUCACAAACAUGUAGAGGGUAAACUUAGACGCGACCAGUGACCAAAUGAAUUUAACUAACGGAAAAAAAGUUAACCAUCUUGAUUAAGGUAACAAAUUGAGCACUAUUGACUACUUGGGUGUUGCAGCUCACUGUUCAUUGCUUAGAGCUGCAUCAGUCAUGAUAAAGAGCACCAUUUUCAAUGCUUGGGUGCAUCAAUAGGGGCCAGUAUCAAAUAUUUUGGUACGCCAAUACGAGCCCACGCUCACUUUUUUGCCACAGCGAUUGGGAUUACUGCAUAUUAGUUGGGUAGACCAGUAUGUGAACCAGGAGUCGCUCCACUUUUACUUAUUUGGGCACACCGGUAUGAACAUGUUUUGAUUCUUGGUUACACCAUUAUAGGCCAUUGUUAUUUGUAAGGCACACCAAUAUGGGUCGAUACUCCUCUUUUUUAGGUACUCUCAGGUCAUAAAUUGGCUUUUACCCAUGACGAGAUCCUAGACAUUAAAAACGACCGUAUUGCCGAUGGUUCGCAUUGACAAUCUACAUACUAAAUUUAAAGUUUUAAGCUACACGAUAAAUAAGCAAAUUGGUAAACCAACAGUUGAAAUAUUCUAUUUUCAUGGCAAUAACUUAUUUUUUUAAACAUUUUUCUCUGUGAAAAAUGUAACAACACAUAGUGUGCAUGCGUAAACUGAUUCUCUUGCGUGUGAAUGACGUACGAUCUGUACAUUAUGCUCUUCUAACGCAGUUAAUAUCUAUUAUAUUCAUAGCGACCGCUGGAAUGUGCUGGACUUCAUCAUUCUUGUUUUGUACCUAAUUACCUUCAUAUUACGCAUGAUUACAUUAGGAAUCUCCACCGACGUAUCAGAAAACAGACUCUUGGUUGUGUCGGAGUAUUUCUAUGGUUUUAUUGCCAUGUUUCUCACAAUAAGAGCCUUUGGUCAAGUCAUAGAGCGCUUGCGGAAAAUGGGUGCCAUACAAAUCGCCUUAUUUUUCAUCAUCUCUGAUGUCUUGACGAUAUUUUGGCAGUUUUUGGCCAUGAUUCUGGCCUUUGCGCUGCCCAUGACAAAGAUUUAUAUUGCUGAGAAAGCUUAUACCUCAGGAAAAGCUUCCGCGGAUGAUUUGUGAGUACAAAUUGUGAUCUUGCUAAUAAAUCUUCGAACCCAUAAAUAACAUAUUCUAACUUGCUGUCCUUAUUCAUUUCUUACUCUUUUUUCCGGAGCAUGAAUGUUUUUUUUUUAAGUUGGGAAGGGAACCUCAUGUGUGUCUAGGCGCUCAAAGAAAGUGACAUUUGGCUAAGAGCUAAUCAAGUGAGAUUUAAUUUUUGUAUGGAAGUGUAAAAGGACUUUAAAACGACUUACACCAAAGUGCCAGACUUUCUAUGAAAAGCGUUUUUUUUUUUACUAUCUUUGUGACACUUUGUAAAUUUUAACCAUUCCUUUUCUCCUAUUAUUUCAAGGGUAUGCAGUGAACCAGGGAUAAUUUGGUAAGAGUAAGGCUGUUGUUGUUGUUUUUAUUCUAAUUUUUAACAUUAUGUACUGAUCGUAAAUACACAGAAUUACGCGAUAUCUUCGCAAAACUUGAAUUCUGUGUUUAAAAUUCUUCGCAGUCACUUAAAACUUAUGGUUGCGACCUGAAUUUGUGAGGCAAAUGGGCAGCGACCCAUUACAUCAGCUAAGUUUCACUUGCAUGUUUUAAUAUAAUGAAUGGCUGGCUAACCUGUCGUUUCCCUGAGGAAAGGCAAAUUGAGGUCUCGUGAGGGGGUAGGGGAAAAGUGAAAUUGUGAAUUCUGAAAGUGAAUUACGCGUUUUGAAUGCUUUGCAAAUAAUUAUAACUCAUGGUUGCGAGCUGAAAUAAAUUGUGUGGCAAUGGAGGCGGCGACCCAGUACGCCCAGUGCGUCAGCUUAGUUUCAUUUAUGUUAAUAUAUAAACGGCUGGCUAUGUGUUGUUUCCCUUAGGAAAGACAUAAUGCUCUCAGUUGAAAAACUGAAUGAAUGAUUAUUUUAUCUAACUCGUUGCUUUUGAAACUGCUCUCCAGUUGGUGGAACAUGGUAAAGCACCUAAUCUGGUCGUUGCUGGGUUUAGCUGACCUGGAUAGGUUGAACUCCGUCGACAAUCUUUCCGUUUUCCUUGUUCAAGUGCUGUACGGCUUGUUCUUAGUCAUGGCAGUUGUUCUUCUCGUGAACAUGAUGAUUGCUUUGCUCUCCAAUACGUAUCAGCAGGUUCAGGUACUUAACAGAUCCCUUUUUUUUUUUUUUUUUGUAUUUUAUUAAUUUUUAUUAAUUCAAAGUUACAUACAUUUUUCAUAAACAAACAUAAUUCACAUAAACAGACAGACACGGUACAUCAUAUAUCUACAUACACAACCCGCAGUUCCUCUUAGCUCUCCUCGGCUUCUAAAUAUAAUACUAGUACAGCGCAGCAACAAACAUGAGAUUCUAUAUCAUCUAAUAAUUUUUUUUUUGUACUUGUCCCAUUUCAUAUUAUGAGCUUUUAGCUUAUUAUUUGAUUUUGCGAUCAUAGUCUCGAGUUGGUGGAUCGUUUUAAUUUUGAGGUUUAAUACUUUAAUUGAAGGAAGAGAUUUGUUCUGUCGGCAAGAAUAUAAAUACUGUUUGGCAAUUAUUAAAAUAUGAUUGAUUAAUAAUUCGUCUUCGCACCUUAAAAUACCAAACAUUAUAUCUUUUUCAGAGAGGUGUUUUAUCUUUACGCCUUGAUUAUCGAACCACUUUAUUACCUCAGCCCAGAAAUCCUUUGUAUAACGACAAGAAAUAAAAAAAUGCUUCAAGGAUUCGUUCAUUUCGCCACAGAAGGAACACGCCGGGGAUGGAAUAAUACCAAUUUUGUUUAAAAAAGAAUUUGUGAUAAGACACUUGUUGAGUAGUUUAUACUGGAAUUCACGCGAUUUUGUGUCCAAGGAAGUACGAAAUGGCAAGCUGUAAAUCUCUUUCCAUUCUAAAACAUCAUUAACAAAAUGAGUCUUAAAAUUCAGUUGGGCAGUCGGUGGAGUGAUGAUUCUAUUUCGAAGUUCUUUAUAUAUAGUCUUUGAAAUGACUGUUUCAAUUAAAACGUUUUUGUCAUUAAAACUUAAUUUAAUUUCGUUAUACAAAUUGAAAGGCUCGUCAGCUGUAGAAGCAAGCGUGUUUAAUGAUUCACGCCAUUCAACUGGUAAGGCGUCUAUUACAGAAAUAAGUCUAAAUAUAUCUAACGGCGAGGUGUUUAAUUCUCUCAACUUGUAAUUACUUUUAACAAUAAAUUCGUUAUUGUCCGAGAUUAGAUCCCCUAUUCGAAGAAAUCCUUUUUCUGCGAGAUUUUUAAAAUACACAGAUUUGCCACCGAUACAAAUAAAUUUAUUAUUCCACACAAUAGCUUUUGAAAGAUCUUGUCUAUUUUGAUCCUGUAUACUUGUGUGAGUUGCUGCGGAACAUUUUGCGAAACUUUUAAAGCAUUCUUCAUAAAAUGCUGGAAGCUUUAUGGGCAAUUUCUUCAAAUCAAAAUCGCAACAUAAAAUAAGUUUACCCCCCACAGGUUCAAGGUAAUGCAGUACAAUUUUUUUCCAAUUGCUCGGUUGAUCGCUUGCCAACUUUUUGCAACAGAGGAUUCUCUGAGUCUCUAUUAUAGAAUCUAAAUCAACAGAUCCCUGCCAUCACGGAAUUAAUUUAUUCUUCUCAUAAUCCAGAAUAAAGAAAAUAUGGGCUUUUUUUCGUAAAAGAUACCAGAUAUUUUUCGUAAAGUUGAUAAGCUACUAUGAUCAAAUAUAGAUCUAUUUUGGCCAACAAUAUUACAACCUAACUGGUUAAAAAGGUUCCACAUCAAACCCGUGUUGUUUCCCUGCCUGAAUGAUGAUCAACCCGAGAGGAGCAGCUCAAGGCUUCCGUUAAUGAUAUUGGGGACCUUAAGCAGUCAGGACGGCAACGCUGAGGAAGAAGUCGAUCGAUAAAAUAGAGCUAUAUUUUUAUUUAGAAUUUCGCAAAUGGCUGGAUGUGUUUAUUGUCUCUUACGGCGCCACACCUCAACUUCAGCUUAACGCAUGUAAGCAGCCUUUAGUUAAAAAGAGAAACUUGCCGGGAAAAUUUGCCGUCGAGGUUCCACUCUUAGACCACGCAAAUUUUGGUGAUUUCACGUCGUUGGCUAAGAAAUGUAGACAGUUUUAAAACGCAUGUGCUGAGCUAUUGUUUACUAGAUCUUUCGUUGACCCAUACGUUGCCGUUGGCAUUGUGGCUUGCUUAAGUUCCCUAUUCCUUUUGUGAGACGCGUCCGCAAUUGGAUUCAUAGUUUUUUAAUUCAAAUUUCGAGGAGUUUUUUUGUAAACAAAAAUGAUAUAGAAUUUUGUUUCUUGUGUACGAUAUGACAUAGUUUUUCUCCUGCUGAGGAAGUGACGCCUGUUAUUCCUAUUUGCUGGUACCUCCUUAAAGGCUGUUAAGUCCCUCUUUGUGUCUCUAGGAUAAUUCACUGCAGGAGUGGUCUUUCAAGAGAGCCAUUACUGUCAGGACUUACAGCACCAAUCAUCCAAUACCAGUGCCUUUCAACAUUUUGUCUCUCUCACUGAUGUUACUCCGGUACAUCCUUUUGAGGAGUCCAUGCUGCAGAUCGUCUUAUACUCCUGCUUUGGAUGAGGCAGGACGGGUAAGCUGGUAACGCUGUGCUAAUUAACUUUGUGAGUUUUUAAAAGAGCCACUGUUGUUGAGAGUUAUCGUUUAUGUCCACUCAGUUAUUUUUCUUUGCUUUUGAUUUGAAAUUUCUUUGAUUCGAUAGAGUAGAACCCUGGAUACACUGGUGAAGAACCUAGAAAAAAGAUACUUUGAGAAGUACGGUUAUGAAUUUCCCCUCACAGGUAGGGUGAUAUGCUAGAUUUGUUAAUAGCCUCACAUUUAUGAUUCGGUCAUAAAACAAACUAAAGAAGGUGCGAAAGAGCUGUUGUCCUACCAAAACCAGCAAGGGUAUUAUUGAACGAAUAUUUCUGGAGAAUUUCAAACUAUUUAGGAUAAGAAUAAAAAAGACGCGUAUCGUGAUUGUUUCAGGCCUUAGUUUCACGACUGCUCAGGUAGUGUUCAUUACUGGGAUGAUCACUUUCAUAUUCAUUUCUUGAUCCGCGUAUCUCAUAUAUAACUUUCAUAUAUUCAGUCAUUUGCAAUGAUUUUGUUAACACCAUUCAAAACAGGCCAAGUUAAUAGGGUAGUUUCCUAUAUUUGUUUAGAGGAGAAAAAGGUGGAUCACUUGGUAAAGCAAAAUGAAGGAGGUAGGAAAAUGACUAAUCAGAUUGUACGGGAAAUAUUCCGACCGCGUGGAAACAAGGAGGAGAAACUUGCGUUUGGACAAGGAGUAAGUGUUUUUCAGGCCUAAAUUCACUUCUUAAGGAACAGUUUCCCCACCACACUCUGUAGAUCUUGCUACACCAGGAAAUACCUUUGUUACAUUUUUAUUUUACACAAAAAUUCUUCCUUCAUGCAAAUUUAAAUGUGAACGGAGAAAAUUACUGAAUACACUUUGUAACAUAUUUUCUCUCUCCCCUUGAGGCUUUAUAAGUAGAUUUGGGAUGUGUGUGGUUGUGAGUACUUACAAUGAUGUUCAACUUAAAUUAAUUAUUUUGAUUAUGACAUAAAAAUCUUGUAAAAGAUAUGUGAGCAUAUAGUUAUACACAACUACUUUUGCAGAGUUGUGAAAUUAUUUCUGUGUGUCAAUCUCUUUGUCUCGCUUUUGUAAAGAUAUCUCAUGUAACUGAAGUUUCGUUCGAUCAUACCGCUGGGGAAAAAUGUCAUCGCCGACAAUUUGCCGAAUGAAUCCGAAUCAAGCCGAGUAAAAGCUCGUGAUACUAAAUAGAAAAGUCCCCAAGGAUGGAUAACAAAAGGCCCAUUGUAUUAAAAAAUCCCAACCAUAACAAUAGGCAAAGUUUGAUAUGUUGUUUUAAGGCGUGGUAUGAUUCGCCGGGAAUCGCUGUGGAUGGCUGUCUCCUAACUUACAUGGGACCUGAUUUCUGCAAAAAAUGCAAAGAUGGAAAUCUUAACGACACUCACAGUGCCAUAUUCAAGUCUCCCUUUACACCAGAGACACCACGAUUUGAGGUGAGGUUUUGUUUUACACAUACAUACAUACCAUACACCCACGCAUACACACAUGCAGACAGAGAGAAAGACAGAAAGACAAACAGACGGACAGACCGAUAGACAGAUAGACAGAUAAAUAGACAGACAGACAGAAAGAUAGACAGAUAGACAGACAGACAGGCAGGUAGCUAGAUAGACAGAUAGACAGAUAGACCGAUAGAUAGAGAGAUAGACAGAUAGAUAGACAGACAUACAUACAUCCAUAGUUUAUUGUAUAGACCCCCCCCCCUCCUUCAUAAUUUCUGCUACACGGUAAAAUCUCUGGAAAAGCAACAUAAGUACACCUCUUUUUGAAAGCCCAGGCGCUAGUUACCUUUCUUUUGUAAGCGCUCUUCCUCGUUUCUAUUUUGGUGAACUACUAUACUUACUUUUAAAGAGUGAACUGUGAGCUUCGCGAGGUCUCCAUAAUAGAAAGACUAGACCGUCAUCGUUUUGCAGGUACUCAUUCAGAGAACUGGAGAGAGGCGUUUCAUUGCACUAGGUGCCGUGGAUAAGGAUUACGACUGUCACAAAAUGCCUGGUUGGUAUAAUGGAACAGUUGGUUACCACGUAGACGAUGGCAAAAUAUUUGACAGUAAAUGCCCUGAAAUGGGAAGAGAGAUCGAAGGUAUGGGUUACUUUGACCGCAGGUCACGUAUUUACUAAAAUGUUUACGGAGGUUUCGUCCCAUUACAAUCUUUGUGAGGUCUCCCCUCGUAGCAAGACGAGUUCGCCCUAAAUCUUUCAACUCGUUUUCUGAUGGAGAAGGCUAGAGUUCAAAAGCACGAUAAGUCAUUGUGAAAUGCUGGGCGCAACGACGCAGGAGUGCGAGUAUCAAACUACAACAUACGUAUGUUGGUUAUUGCUUUCGAAUGUAUGUGGCCUCCUAAAGAAGCCGUUUUAGUCUAGUUUGUUCAUAAAAGUAUUUCCUGAAAUUUGCUAUGAACGCUGGCAUAAAUGGCGUCAACCACGUUAAAUAAAGUCCGGAGUAAUGCAGCGGCUUUGCAUCACUUGUUCGGUAGUCGUGCAUCAUUUCACACGGCUGAUAAUUUGUAUGUUGGUCGAACUUUGUUAUGGUUUUGCUGUGAAAUCAGUUCAUGUUGAUUGAUGUAAAUUAAGAUUUCAAAAAAAUAUGUUCUACCGUAAGGAGACAUGUUGAAAGAUUUUAGGGAUGAACUGGUAAAAGUGGGAGCGUGCACGUCUUACGGCAGGGGGCAAACUCAUGCAAAGACGUUUUAGGGGCGAAUUUGCAAUGAGGUAAAAUUACCAGUUACCGAUUAACAAGGUUCUGAAGGCACUUGAAAACGCCUUCAAGGCUUUACUGUCCUCCUUAAUCCCACCUUGGAACAAUAAACAUCUGAUUUCACAGAAGAAAAAGAUUCAGAAAUGUUAGAUUGUAAACGUUAGGGGGUUCAGUUUGAAUUUCACUCAAUGUUGUUACACCUUUGGUUAACUUUGUUUAAUUUGUCCUCUUUUUGCUAUGUUCUAAAUACCUUAUGUUGAUGACUUAGGAGCCAUGGCUUAUCGCGGCGAUCUCAUCGCCUGUGAAGUUGAUUUUAAAGGAGUCCGUAAGGAUAGAGUCCCUGUGUUGUUCUCCUUGAACGGUAAAGAAGUAGGGCGUUCUUCAGUAAAGUACACCUCAGGACAACUACUAUAUCCCUUGGUAUCAUUGGGAUUUCCGGGCAUUAAAGUGCUGGCCAAGGUAUGUCCGAAAGAGGGGGGGGGGAGGGUGGGGGAGGGGGAGGGUGAUGGGCUAGAAAUCAAAGCUGUAUAUGGUUUGGCUUCAUUAGUGAUAUGCUAACAUAGGGCAUAGACACACAUAACUUAAACACUUUUUGUUAAUUAUAAACAGGGCGAAUAAUUAAUUCCAAAGUCUGAGAGCUGCUACAUAAAGAGCUCCCUUGCCACAUAUUUCUAAUUGGCAGCGGGAAAAAUCCCUUGAGGCCAGAGGAGCGUGCUGAGGUAUGAUGAUUGACCAGGCAAAGGAGGCAUAAAUCUCACUUCAUAUUACUUACGUUAUGCACACAUAUCCAUGUUCCAUAGUUGUUGACAUAAUAGUUCAUACUUCACAAAUAUGUCCAUCGCCAUCUUAUUUUCUUCGUCAAAUUUUAGCGAUUUCUUUUUUUUAUUUUGAGACGUACAAUUUCCUCACGUUUCAGAUGUGCUAUCGUGAUAGAGACCGUUUCGGUAGAGUAACAAAUGAAGACCUUCAGGAUCAACUUGCCGACCUUAGGAGGAUGUUGGUGGAUCUGAGAGAAGGAAGUAAGGGAGAAAGAAGAGCCAGGAAAAGUUUUUAAGAAACAAUUCUAUAUUAGGUGACGAUGUAAAAUCGUGCACUUUGAUGGAUCAGGGAGUUAACCAGCUAUAAUCCUGCAGCUUUAUUUUCGAUAUUUUUCUCUCUUCAUUACUGAUUUUUUUCAAUGGAAGGAGGAAAAUAAAGAAGAAUGUAAU
Molecule: messenger RNA, 18116 nt
Organism: Pocillopora meandrina
Lineage: Eukaryota; Metazoa; Cnidaria; Anthozoa; Scleractinia; Pocilloporidae
Source: the annotation of a GenBank genome assembly